Molecule: messenger RNA, 2405 nt
Organism: Portunus trituberculatus (swimming crab)
Lineage: Eukaryota; Metazoa; Arthropoda; Malacostraca; Decapoda; Portunidae
Product: PXMP2/4 family protein 4-like
Exons: 6
Coding region: 185-970 (261 amino acids)
Cellular component (GO): membrane; cytoplasm
Source: RefSeq, a predicted model, not a curated record
GGCCUAUCCGUGCCAGCAAGGUGUGUGGCAUAUCGUGCCCAGUUGAGUCGGAGCGCACCGCCUGUACGGGACGAUCUUACCGCAGCUCACCGCCUCCUGGGAAACUUCAAGUCUUCCUGAGGACUGUGAAAAAUUACAUCUAUUUCAAGAAACAAGUCAGUUGCUUGGAGCCUAUCGUUUCAGCAUGCCGGCCACUCUCUCCGUGUUCGCCUCCCUCGUCAAGAGCCUCCGCCAGGUGGCUGACAGGUACCCCGUGACUCGAGGGAUGGUCACCUACUCAAUAUUGUGGCCGUCAGGGAACCUCUUGCAGCAGGGGCUUGACGGGUCACGGGAGGAGUGGGACUUUAAGGAGGCCGCGCGUUAUGGCCUCUACGGCAGCCUGGUGACGGCGCCUCUGCUUCACUACUGGCUGCAGCUGCUGAACCGCUUCCUGCCCGGUGCCUCCCUCUACCACGCCUUCGCUAAGGGCUACGUGGACCAGCUGGUGUUCGCGCCCUUCAAUAUCUCGCAGUUCUUCCUGGGGAUGUCGCUGGUGGAGGGCCGUCCACUGGAUGAAGCGCUUGAUGAGUGGGAUCAAAAAUUCCUUUCCACGUGGAUGAUCAGUCUGUCGGUGUGGCCGCUGAUCCAGAGCAUCAACUUCAGUCUGGUGCCAGCCAAGAACAGGGUGAUGGCCAUCUCGUGCGGCUCUUUCCUGUGGAUGGUGUUCCUCUCCUACAUGCAGCACACCAAGGCCGAUGACUUACCGCAAGGACUCUCAACACGCCGGGUGCACUACGACUAUCAUGACGGUCCCAGGGAGGUGUUUGGUUACAGACCGUCUACGUGGAAUUGUUCGGGGCUGGACGUGGUCAUGGCCAUGGCGUCCCAGCAAGGGACCAGACCAAUGCUUUCAUACAUGGCGACUGACGAAGAGUCGGGAUCUCUGGUCGGUAACAGUGGUGACCUUGUGCGCCAAACAAACCUUUGUUGAUGCGCUAUCUGUCCAUGGUAAGCUAUUCUACUCCUUCAAAAGUAUUCAUUGCAAAAAACUGUCUCCUCGCCUCACACCUUCUUUAGUAACUUUCAUAUUUGCUUUUCUAAAAACUAAGUUCGUCUCACACCUUUGUGGUCCGCUGUCUCAGCAAGGAAAGGACUGCUCGGUACCGUUGAGUAAAAUCCCAUUACCACAUUCCCAAAUUUGAUCUCGAUCCGCUUCUAUCUCGAAAUAGUAGGAAAUAGUAGAUAAAUCAUAAGGAAGUCUGAGUUCGGGAAGGAUAUCCUGGAAAACUUUAGUCGCAAUCUGGGAGAAAUUUAGCAGUCAACAUUACUAUUACCAUUUUUUUAAUCCGGCUCGGAUUUUUUUUUUUUUUUUUUAAUAGCAUUUCGUAAAAUAUCCAUAUAUCCGCUGUGGUUCGUAUGAUAAAAUAUCUCAUACGUAAUAGAUAGUGGAUUCCAAAAAUGUACCAAUUUAUAUGACUAGAAUGUGAAUUUCCACGAUUUGUUAUGAUUGCUGUCACUAUUUUAGAUCCUUCAUGGAGAGAACCCUCUUCCCCCUUCUCUCUCUCUCUCUCUCUCUCUCUCUCUCUCUCUCUCUCUCUCUCUCUUUGCUACAUGUUGCUACGAUGUGCGCGGUACAAUUGUACCUUUUUCCGAGCUGUCAUGAUUUCAGUUCACUAUAAGUUAAAACAUACCGCUAAAUAGCUACAUAAUACACCACCCAUGACUUGCAUCCGCUGUCCAGUGCCAGUGAAUUGGCGAGGACUCGUAGCAAUUGAUUGAAAUUGUAUGAAUGCAUAUAUGUUAUUUAUCAAAGAAAGGUUAUGUUUUGGAAAUAUGACGGCAGGUGAAUGGAUCAAAUUAAGGAUCAAGUAUUAAGUGCUAAUGCGAUAGAAGGCUUUGUGCAAAAAGUGUAUACAUUGAUGAAUGAAAAUGAUAUGUAGUUACAUUAGAUAAACAAAAGAUGUCUUUCGCAGGCUUGAUUUUUUUUUUUUUCUGUGUUCUUGAGUGAGAGAUGAGGAAAGUCCCGGGGAUGGGCUUAGGAUCCUCAGACUGUCAGACAGCCACAGUCUACAAAGAGCAGAGGUUCUUGGACUUUAUUGCUUAACGGCACACUGUCAUAUUGGACUUUGACGACGCACCAACUCCACAUUGUAGUGUGUAGUAUAUACCUAUCCAUCAAAAUUACGCGGUGUACAUAAUUACGGGGAUAGUACGGUACCAGUAUAAAGAGUUUAAGCAUCCUGGUGUAGUGUCACAAGGAGCUAUUGCUACAGAGCCAUAUUCUAUAAGCACAGGUGGUAUUUGCAACCUGAACUUUGAUAUGUAAGAUUUGUAUGAUUAUCUCAUUGUAAUUCAACUGCAUUCAUUUUGUUUUGUGAAUUAUUUAAAUUUGUCAUGUAUUACUUAUCUUAUAUUUUACUAUGACA